AUGAUCUUGUCAUACGAGCCUUUGUCUAUCCUCACUGGACUGACACCACUUCAUUGUGCCACUAUGUCUCAGAAUCUUGCAAUAGUUAAGGUUCUUCUGGCCUCUAAUGCAGAUGUCACAACACGAAACGCACGCGGGCAAACGGCACUUAUAUUGGCAUCAAUAAUUGGCAGUCAUGACAUCGUAGGAUCGCUACUCGCACACAGAUCCAACAUUUCAGAUAAGAAUGCUCUUGGCACUACAUCGCUCAUUGCCGCAGCACGUGGAGGCCAUGUAGAUGUGGUCAAACUACUGGUGGAGGGCGGAGCCGACCUCAAUGCACGGGAUUGUCUGGGAAGAACGGCUCUCUACGAAGCCGCCUAUUACGGUCAAACUGAUAUCGUUAAGUAUCUCUUG
This is a messenger RNA of Neurospora tetraspora, 396 nucleotides long. Its product is annotated as ankyrin repeat protein. The record is from RefSeq and is a predicted model, not a curated record. Lineage: Eukaryota; Fungi; Ascomycota; Sordariomycetes; Sordariales; Sordariaceae. The annotation marks the transcript as partial. The transcript has a single exon. Gene Ontology annotation, molecular function: protein binding.